AUGGCCGUGUUAGGGCCUUGUGUGAAUGUAAAUAUGAACGGUCAAAGUAAUAUUCAUAGUCAGUUAACAAAAUCAUUAGAGAGAAUUCUCGAGGAUGCAUAUUUAAGUGGCGAAUUAAAACUUAGUGGACGUAAGCUGAGAGAAUUUCCAAAGCCAGUGAAGUUUGAUUUGAGUGAUACAGUUGUUGCUGAUUUAUCGAAAAAUCGCUUCUGUGAAGUGCCUGAAGAAGUGACGACGUACAUUUUUUUAGAAAAGUUGUUGUUAUCUCAAAAUAUACUAAGGAAUCUACCUGAUGCAGUCGGCGGUCUACAGUCUCUCACAUUCUUGGAUCUCAGUUCAAAUCAGCUCACCGAGUUGCCUCGAGAAAUAUGUCAAAUGCCGCUACAAGUUCUACUAGUACCAGACAACCUCCUAACAACGUUGCCAAAGGAAAUCGGGAAGAUGACGACUCUAGCGGAGCUGGUGGCGUCAAACAAUAGGCUUACGCAAGUGCCGAUGACGCUGGGCGACUGUGCUGGUCUGCGGGCGUUGGAUCUUAGCAAUAAUCAACUAGGAUUGUUACCUUUACAGGUGACAUACCUUCGGCUGGAGCAUUUGGACAUCAGCUGCAACUGUAUCUCUUCCCUGCCUCUGGAGCUGCGCAACAUGAGCACCCUCAUCACGCUGAACCUGGACAAUAACCCUCUUGUAUCCCCUCCCACAACGGUGUGCAUGCGCGGGCGCGUGCACAUAUUUAAAUACCUAGAAAACAUGGCGAACAAAGACACUCCGGCACACCGACGUGUCGAAGACACCCGCCGAACCGCCAAACACACCUCCUACCUUAACAGUCCAACGACCAACCAAAUAACGUCAGGCAAUGCCACGAUAGACUGCCUCAGGCAUAAGCCCAGACAUGUCGUGGAUAGCGGGUACAGCACUGAUGGGAUGGAGAAAAGGUGGUCAAAUGACGGCGGAGGUGAAGCUGGCGGAGGGUCCGGUCGCUCCACGCCCAGCACGCCAUCCACCCUGUCUCCCGGCGCAGCGCUAUCGCGGGCACAGUCACUGUCCAGCGAAUCCCCUUUACCACAAUUGACUCCGCUUCUCACUGGCCUCCGUAUAUCACCCGAAGGGAACAUGUCCAAUGGCGACGAUAAGAGUAAAUUAGCCCAUCAGCAAACCUACAGGCAAUACAAAGAAGCUUUAAGACAACAACGCCAGCAAGACAUCUACCGCCCCCGCACCGACCAGUCGUCACCCGACGUGUCCCCGCACCAGAGCCCCGCACACCCCCCCUCCCCCAACGGCCACAGUAACGUAUCCCCCCUCUACUCCCCGCGCUCCACCAGCAUCUCCCCCAACUCCUCGCAGGUGCCAAACUCCCCCCUCCUCCACUCCACCCCGAGAAGAUUCCAAAACCAGAAUGGAAACUCAGAAAAAGAAGAGAACAAGCGGCCGGUCCAGAAAGUGGUGCCGUCGAGAAACGUCAACAAGAUCUAUUCGGCGGUGAACGGGAACGUGGAGUACGGGCGGACGAACGGCCACGAUACGUACACGAAACCCACGUCGCCCACUAAGUCCCCGACGAAUACUUUAGGUUAUAAUAGUAUAGGCACAAAAUCCAACAUCCCGCGGCAAACCAACGGCGACCCAAAGCUACUAACAACAACGGUGUCAUACCUCAAAGGCGCCGCGCCCAAGCCCGCCGGCAAAGUGCCGUGGAGUAAGGACGACAAACUCAGCUUUACCAUGAAGAGGGAAUUCGAUAAGCAGAAGGAGGAAUCAGAUUUGUUGGCACAGUUGAGGACGAUAAUCGAAAGCCGGUUAAAGAUGAGCUUACCUGAGCAACUGGCACCAGUAUUGGCUGAUGGUGUGGUUCUCUGCCACCUCGCGAAUCAUGUUCGGCCGCGCUCUGUGGCUUCUGUACAUGUACCAUCUCCUGCGCAGCCCAAGCUAACAAUGGCGAGAUGCAGGCGGAAUGUCGACAACUUCCUGGAAGCGUGUAGAAGGAUCGGAGUCGAAGAAGAAAACAUCUGCUCGCCCGAUGACAUUCUGGGCCCGGAGCGAGAGCGGGACGACACCAUCCUACCUCUCGCUCGCACUGUAUGCGCCCUGCUCGCACACGCCACGCCGCGAAAGGAUAACCAAUCAGAGCACUUCCAUUACGACCAAUCACAAGAGGAAUACGAGUAUUACCGAAGCGAUGUCGCGAACUCCAUCGAAGUGAACUAUUAUCAAAGAACAGUGGGCAGGUAUGCUGAAGAAAGAGUAGUGAGCAACUUCAACACAUUCACUGAAUAUCAGAGCCAAAACUACACUAUAGAUGAAGCUGACGAAUACCAAAACUAUGAAAACAACAACACAGACGCACACUACUCACCAGUGUACGACGGCGUAAGGAACAGAGGGCCUUACUACCACAAGAAUCGAGUUCAAUUCGUCACACCAUUUUUCAAAGGAGACGGUCUUCUCAAAAGCGAUAAUUUCGACAUAUACGACACUGACGAAGUAGAUUUCCCAAUCGAAUUGAGUCAAGAAGACACGGAGAGAUACGACAGGGGUAAAAUGAAUUUAGAUAUACAGAACAAUUUGAACAGGGAUCUGACCAUAGAGACUGAAGCUAUGAAGAAGGAGAGGCUGUUAUUCACUUGUCUAUGCCUUGGCGCGUUUUUCGUGUCCACCAUCUUGCUAUAUUUUAUCCUUUAUAAUUUGAUGCAAUAAUAUUUAGAUCUGGGUAUGUACUGAUGGUAAAGGACGGAAAGCACGAAGAAUUUCGUACAUUAACCUGUCAUUACCUAUCUCUAUCGCACACGCAUAAUUAUAUUGCUGUCCCGCUCAUGAGGUUAAUGCUACUGAGCGAGAGGUAUAUCCAAACAUAUAACUAUUAUGUGAUAGGAAGAGAAAAUUACCGACCUAUGUUCGAAAAUUUUCGUGCUUGGGUAUCUUUAUUUAGGUAGAUUUGUAGCAAAUGUUAGAUCAUGGAAAGUAUUAAGAUUUGUGAUUGUAUAUGGGGCAUAUAUAGAUUGUUAAUCGUUAGGAAAAUGUAAUGGCUUUUUGGCUGGACAAUAUUACUAGUAAGGUAGGAACAACGUUUCAAAGGUAUACGUACGAGUAUUUGGUAACAUCUGAAGUUGACUUUUUAUGAAAUGAGAUAUUUAUUCCAAAAUCAACCUUCGUGCAUCCUAACAAGAUGACGUGUAAAACGUAAAAUUAUAUUUAAAUGACAAAUACACACACCCACACUAACUAAACAUUAAUAAAUUAUUAUUUUAUUUGACUCUGAGCAGGUAUUUAAAAUGAAUUUCUAUCUCUAAAGGUCAACCGAAGUGUGUCUUCGAAAAGAAACAAAUAUCUUUGAAACGUUAAAUGUGGUCCAGUGAUGAACAAGUAGGUUAUGAACCUAAAUGUAUUGUUGUAGUAAUGGUAUCAGGCAUCAGUACAUGCCUAGGUAUACUAAAACGCCUUAUACAACACUGUGAUUUGAUUUUCAUUGAAUGAGGCUGGUUCAGAAAGAGGCUGAAGGAAUUUUCACUGUAUUAAGGAAUUUCUACUUACAGGGGAACAACUUUUGAUGUAAUUUUUUGUAUUAAAAUUCCAAUUUUUAUGUAUUCAUUCCGCUGAAAAGGCAUUUCUGCACUGAUUAGGUUUAAUUUUGAUUGGUUGAUUUUUUUAUUGAUUGGUGAGUGUUUUUUUUAAAGUCUCGAAUGAAAUUUGAUAGUUUUAAGGUGUUCUGGUAACGAGUUUAGUUCGGUACUUAUGAUUUAAAAUUAUGUUUUGCUAAUAUAUUGUAUAUCGAGGAAAUAUUACAUUUUUAAACUAAAUUACUAAGCUAGCAUCGCGAAGACUUUGUAGCGUAUAUUUUCUAAUUUUCUUCGACUAAAUUUGAUCUUUCUUCUUUGGUAAUAAAAUGCUAGACUAGAAUCAUUUAAUAUUAGCAAUUCACAUCGUCAUUUGGCUGCGUCUCUUUCGUUUGCCGUAUAAACGUAAAGGAUGCAACACCAACAUAAAUAAAGCGAUGUGUGUUGCAGACAUAAAAAUAAUUUUGUACAUUGACCCGUCUGUUGCUAUCUCUGUCGUAUGCAUGUAAUUUUAUUAGUGUCUCGCUCAUGGUUCCGGCGAUCAAUGCCACCGUGCGAGAAAAAGAGGAAUAUAAAUACGCGUGUGCGAUAGAGAUAGAAGCAAGCGGGGACAGUGUAUUAAAUUAGCCGUUUUAGCGUCCAUACAUAAUUUGAAUGAAUAGAAUUGACUAGUCGAAAAGUCAAAAUUGACUUGGAACAUUUCGUUGCCAUGAUACCUCUUCGUCAUUCUUUUGAUUGUAUGAUUGUUUUGUCUUUUCCACGGAUCUCACUUGUUUGUUUAUUGACAGAGCUAUAGUAGAUUUAGUUUUUUCUUACCGCCUACUAACGGUCCUGUGAGUAAUCGUAAAAGUGAGACGGUAUUAGCUUUUAUAUACUUUCUCACUCUUCACUUUUGCUCAGAGGACCGUGAGUGCUAGGUUUUAUUAUAAUGCAAUAUAGUUGUAAGUCAGAAUACAAUAUAUGACACAUUUGCAUUAUAAUGUCGUGUACACAUUGAGCAAACGGAUGCUUGCUAUAUCUUUGAGAUAGCUUCUACAUUGCUUAUGAAUUGGUUGGUUCAAUGUGGACUCGCUCUUAAAUUAUAAUGCUACACCACUGCAAUAAAACACUUAGGAUAGAAUCUCUAAAGACCCUGGUGAAAUCAACUUUACAAUAUGGCCCUUAUUUUCAGACAGUUUUAAAUCAAAUUAUCAUCCUAUAAGUCAAGCCUGUAGCUUCUAAAGAUAGGAAUAUCAUAAUGAAUUCAGUGAGACAAAUUUUCAAUCAAAUAAUAAUAAUUGUCUAAGAAGAUAUACUUGUUUAUUCAUUUUAAUUUCAUUACUAUACACCCCGUGAACAAAGUACUCCGCCGUAUCAGUAUGUUCGCAUUUUUUCAUGCUAUUUCAUUUCAAACAUCACCAGGGUCAAUAACUCUAAUAAACAUGACGUAAUCUUCCACCAAAAUAUAUGCUAAAAAAAUCCUAAAGUACAAUGUUAAAAACCUCAUUUUGAUGGUAAAUGUGGUGCAAAAUGAAUAAUAAAAUAAAGGGUAGAAGGAUAGAAGUAAGGUAGCUUAGCUGUUUAUUGGAUCAUAAUAUUUCUUAUAAAAUAAGAGUUGUAUGCCUUAAUCGAAACUUCAUAUCGUUAUUGUAUUAACAAUGCAAAGAAGUAAAAUUAGUGCUAAAAUAUUUAAAUUCUGUUUUUUGUUAUAGACACAGCGGCAAAGUUUUUAAUACAAAAUGUUUGCUUUAAAAUGGCUUAAAAUUCUAUGACAUAAGCAGUUUAUUGCUUAUAAGCUUAUGUAGAAAGUAUACGUCAAGCUAGAAGGUUAGGUCUUUUUUUGCCACUUUUUUUGCGAGGGCUAAAGUGCUGUGUCUAUGCAAAAAUAGCCAAAUAUCUAUAGGCGUUCAAGCAAAUCUUG
Molecule: messenger RNA, 5457 nt
Organism: Leguminivora glycinivorella
Lineage: Eukaryota; Metazoa; Arthropoda; Insecta; Lepidoptera; Tortricidae
Gene: Lrch
Product: leucine-rich repeat and calponin homology domain-containing protein
Molecular function (GO): protein binding
Source: RefSeq, a predicted model, not a curated record